AUAAAUAGCAGAGCAGAUUCAAAAGACACAUAACACAACAUAAAUUUACACAAAAUAUAUUCAAUUCAUUUCAAACAUCAUCAAAAUCCUCGAAAAUCAUGUCUAAAUCCUCUGUUUUCAGUAGACCAAGAUUGGUUGUCAAUAAAAUCUUGGCCAGAGCUCAGAACGAAGGUGAUGGUGCUGUUGUUAGGAGAAGUAUUGGAAGGCCUGAAUUGCAGAAUCUUGAUCCAUUCCUCAUGUUAAUUGAGUUUAGUGUUUCACCACCUGCUGGAUUUCCUGAUCAUCCACACAGAGGUUUUGAGACAGUAACUUACAUGUUACAGGGAGGUUUUACUCAUCAAGAUUUUGCUGGUCACAAGGGUACAAUCAGGACGGGCGAUGUGCAGGUAAUGUUUAUUCUCGAGAUUUACCUAANGUCCAAGGACAAAAUGAUUGAGCCAAGGUAUCAAGAACUGCUACAUGAGAACAUACCAAAGGCAGAAAAAGAUGGCGUUUCGGUCACUAUCAUAGCAGGGGAAUCCAUGGGCGUAAAAUCUCAGGUUUUCACACGAACGCCUACAAUGUACCUUGAUUUCACCCUAAAACCAGCUUCUGAACAUCAUCAACCAAUCCCCGACUCCUGGAAUUCCUUCGUCUACAUAAUAGAAGGGGAAGGCGUCUUUGGCUCUUCGGAUUCAACGCCUACACCAGCUCACCAUUGCUUAGUUUUAGGCCCUGGAGAAGGUCUAAGUGUGUGGAAUAAAUCUUCUAAGCCAUUGAGGUUUGUUUUGAUAGGUGGACAGCCGAUUAACGAGCCGGUCGCGCAAUAUGGUCCUUUUGUUAUGAACACUAAGAAUGAGAUAAUGCAGGCUUAUCAAGAUUAUCAACUUGGGAAGAAUGGAUUUGAAAGGGCAAGGCACUGGAAUUCUAAAUAAGCAUACAGAGCUACAUUUUAUAGUUCAAAAAUAAGCUUACAAAUUGCAUUAUUUAAUAGUUUUCUGAUAAAUGUUGUGGAUUUCAACUUUUUUAUAGUCUUUUUUUUGCUUUUGAAAUAUGAUGUGUUUUCAAUUGAAGUUUAGGUUUUCAUUUCCUUCAUUUGUUCAAGAGUGCAUUGAUAGUAAUUCUUGUAGCCAUAGUGGAAAAUAUGUUCAGUUCUUGAAUGAUAAAUUACCUUCUGUUUGGAUCA
Messenger RNA from Nicotiana tabacum (common tobacco), 1165 nucleotides. Lineage: Eukaryota; Viridiplantae; Streptophyta; Magnoliopsida; Solanales; Solanaceae. The record is from RefSeq and is a predicted model, not a curated record.